This is a messenger RNA of Verticillium dahliae VdLs.17, 6387 nucleotides long. RefSeq lists its product as uncharacterized. Gene Ontology annotation, molecular function: guanyl-nucleotide exchange factor activity; protein binding. NCBI's taxonomy places the organism in Eukaryota, Fungi, Ascomycota, Sordariomycetes, Glomerellales, Plectosphaerellaceae. The transcript is spliced from 2 exons. The record is from RefSeq and is a predicted model, not a curated record. Gene Ontology annotation, cellular component: cytoplasm. Bases 1 to 6042 code for a protein of 2013 amino acids.
AUGGAGGACGGCUUUCGAGAAGAGGAGGACCCUCUGGGUACAGACACUCUCCGCACGGCCUCUGACCGUGGUCGCGCCCAUGCCCAUCACGCACAUCAUCACCCAACCCAUGCCGUCGACGGCCACCACUCCUACGACAAACACGACGACGACGACGACGACGACGCACGACACCAGGACAGUCUUCACCGCCAACACCAGCACCAGCAGCAUACACAAGCCCACACCGAGUACACCUACCCUGUUUACGACGAGCCCCCUGAACUCUCCCCGAUCGACACCCCGUACACUCCUGGCAGUCGCCCCGUAGCCACACAGACCACUUUCGACAUUGACAGCCUUGACCCCUUCGCAGCUUCCGUGGCAUUUGACAGCCCGACCGGCGACGGUAUCGACGGUGGCAUCGGAAGUCAUGUCGUCGCGGUCGUAACACCAGACGACUUCUAUCGUGACUAUCGUAGCGCCUCCUCGACCCACUACCACCACCAGCACAGCCGACAGCCUUCCUCUUCGUCCGAACGCGCCCCCAUGGCCACAUCCGUGCCUCGACCGAGGGAUCCCGCCUCCUUGCGGUCGAAUGGCAACGGGACCACAGCCAAACACCCUCCCAUGCCAACAGCCCUCAACGGCCUCCGUACAGCGACAAGAUCCGUUUCUGCCCCAAUUGACCCUUCGAGCACGACGGGCCCCAAGAGGCUGAACAAUGCAGCACGCCAGCCGAGCGUCAAGGACCUGACUAAGAAGUUUGACCAAGGCCCUCCGACCGCGAUACCCCAGCUUCCCGUACGGACUGGUAUCCCGUCACGACCAAACAAGCCUGCGACAAGCAGUGACAAGCCGCUACCCACUGCCCCCGUGGGUCAGCGUCAGUCACCAUAUUCCACCCUCAGGACGUCCGUCGACCGUAACCUGACACCAGACUCCGCCAAGGCAACGCGGAGCACCCAGAGGACAAAGUUUGUCGCCGAAGACCAGACUUCUAACAACUCGCAAUCGUUUGCCAGUCGGAUAGGAAAACCUCGAACGCCCGUGGCAUUAAACGCACAGCCUUCGCAAUCCACUUCAACCGUGUCGCAGAAACACUCAUUCCAACCGACAACCGCCUCACCGAAUGCGUCACCCAUGAUUCCUCAGUCGCAAACCCUCCUCUUCGGCGAAAUCCUACCCGAUCAGCGCGAUAACCACACUCUUGGUCAUGGCAUCGAGGGAUCGGGUUCUCGGCCGCGAAGGACGUCGGAAUCGAAUGUGUCGAGCAUUAGAUCCGCACACCAACGCACUCUUUCCGACCCUGAUCUGAUUGAACCAUCAUCUCCGACCGAUUGGUACCGUAUCGCGAAUGACGACACGAAUGGCCUACAGCCUCAACAAACACGUCACUCCAAAAGCCACGUGCGGGCCCAGAGCGACACGCCGUCCAUCAUUCCGCGAAAGCCGCCGCCGCCUGCUGUCGGAGCCACCGAACGUAGUCGCGCCGUCUCGCCUUCCUCACGACUGCCCAUUACCGUCCGAAAACUUGCCAGCCCGACUCCCAGUCUCUCAACAAGCUCGCCCUCCGGCGGAAACUCCAGAGCCAACUCCCCACCCAACCUGCAUCGCAUCACCCCCCACGGCAGACCCUCCAGGGCGGCAAGCGCCCAAGGCUAUCGAUCCAAAACACCGACACAGUCGACACGACGGGCGCCCCCUCAAGGGCUCACGACACCGAGCAACAACGGUAGAUUGACACCUUACGGCGGAGAACCCGUUCCCAAGCUAUCGCCACCAUUACGCAGUUCUCGCCCUCGGCAGUCUGUUGCAACCGCCACCACGACGAGUUCACGGAUGAAGGCGUUAGAGCGGGCUCGGUCGCCGCACUACCAUGCGACACGUAACGCACAAAAGUCCACCGAAGCGCCUACACGGAGGCGCAAGAUAUCUGUCGGUCCUGUGGACUUCGAGCAGCGGAGAGAACAUAUCAGGUUGGCGUACACAAAGUCCAUUCGCGACAGCCAGGCACGCGAGGCGAGGCUCCAAGCUGCCGAGAGGCGAAAGAAAGAAUUGGAAGUCGCAGCCCGGACGAAAGCCGCGCUGACAGCAUCGCAAGCAGCAGCCAAUCAAGACGAACGCACAGCACAUGACCAUGCUGCAGCUUCUGAUCUCGACUCGCGAUUGCUCUCGCCUCUGAAAGUCCCUACAGGUACAGAGUGUGGUGAGCCCAGCCCAACCACUCUGUCGCCGCAGCCCGAUGUCGUCAAAGACUCCCCGACCCUUGGUAUUCCGGGCAGUUUUCCUGCUGGUAGUCCCGCGAUCGAGUUCGAAGAAGCGCCGCCGUCAGCUAUUUCGAUGGCUACCGAUGUUACAGAGUUUGACGAUGAGCCGCAGGUUUUCCCGCCUGUUCAGCCGGAUCACGGGGCUGCCUCAAGCGGCCUGGGUCUGGCUUUGCCAGACAUGCCUGGCAGCUUCACUGUGUCCGAGGCUGAUGUCCCGGAGGACGACGAACGCCUCGGUGCUCGCACGCCGCCCUGUGAGGCCCCAUCGACAGAUGAACAUGUUACAUACCACGACCCAUUCCCUCGGGAAGCCGUUGAUGAUGGACAUGUCUCUAUCAAGAUCGCCGCAACUGAUGUACCUCAACAAAUGCCCGAAGAGGCCCCACAAAUGGCCGAGCCACAGCCUGACACUGCAUCGAACUCGGAGGCUUACAAGGACGAGUACGAGCCUUUGCCGUAUUCCAGCCCGUCACUGGAAACUACCGUCAAGAUUCUUCACCGAGAAUCCGAUCAAUUCACGAAGCCUGAGCGUUCUUCGAUCGCCGAUGAGCCUCAUGACGAUUCCUAUUAUAUGAGUCUAGACCAGCACGAAGCAAGGGCAUUCCGCACCUUUGUUCGUCAAGAGCAAUCGCAGGGCGAGAGUGACAAAGCGCAAUCGCCGUCUCGGCAGGGUGAACAUCGACAUGACACGCCACUGAGUUACCGAAUCAAAGAGGGGCUAGUAUCCAGCAGGGUCUCGACAUGCGAUUCCGAUGCUCCUGACGACACGUACCAAACCACUCAAGAUAGUUUGCCAACGCUGGAUACCUCGCAUAGCCUAACGAUACCGCCGCCGCUGCCCGUCGCCAGUCGUUACAGUCAUCAGUCUGCAUGGACCGAUUUUUCCGUCGAGAGCAAUGACACGGCCGACUGUUCGCCGAGGGAUUCCGCUCGACACAGCGACGCCCUUCCACUGCCCAACCCGCCCUUCGCGUCGGACGCCCGGUAUCGGUCUUCGCCGAGCGGCGCCUCAUCUGCCAGGCACAGCGAAUUGUACGGUUCAGAGCCGUCGCUACUCGAAAUGGCAGACGGGCAUUCAUCUCCAAGGUCCAAAGAACCGCAGCUGCCAGAACUGGACACUGGUGGAGGUUUCUCGAUCCCAUACUUGUCUGACAGACUAAGUAGAGAUUUCUCUUCCGUCCCUCUGCCCGAGUAUAGCCCUCCUCCAGUGCCCUUCUCUCAUACAGGAUCCGUCAAAGACUCCCGCCGCCCGCCGUCGAGCAACUACCAACCAGAGACACGGCCAGGUAGCACUUUGGUAGGGUCAUCCAGAAGACCAAGCGAAGAUCUGACACGACCUACAUCAAACGCACACUCGAUUGACCACAUAUCCCUCUCAACGCGGGACCCAUCACUCGGGGGCCAGACGCUCAACGAUCAGACGGACCCCAAAGUUUCCUUGACCGGUGAGACAGACAAAGAACACAGCGUACCGAUCACGAAAGAGCAACGGCGCCUUCAGCAGCGGCGAAAUGUCAUCAAGGAACUUGUAGACACGGAGAUGGUAUUCGUCCGCGACAUGAACAUCGUCGAGGAAAUCUACAAGGGGACGGCAGAGGCGUGCCCGAAACUGGACGGAAAAACGAGCAAAAUUAUCUUUCGGAAUGUGGAUGAGAUUGUGGCCUUUCACACGGCUUUCCUUGUGCAACUCAAGGAUGCUGUUGCUGCUGUUUACAUUCCUCAAGGUCGACGAUCUUCUGCACCAAAGGAGGCCUCUAUCAAGUCGAAUUCGACUGGAUCGAAUUCUGGUGCACAGAGUCAGACGGAGUCAGACGACGCCAAGGAUCGCACGACGACGCUGGGUCCGCUGUUCCAGUUGAAUGCCGAGAAAAUGAAGAUUGCACACGAGGGUUUUCUCCGAAACAGCGAUCUCGCCGCCAAAAGACUGAUUCAGAUUCAGCAAGACCCCACUGUCCAAGUGUGGUUGAAUGAAUGCCACGAGGUUGCCAAGGAUUUGACUGCGGCAUGGGAUUUGGACUCGCUCCUCAUCAAACCUAUGCAGCGACUCACCAAGUACCCGAAUUUGAUUCUCACCAUUUUGCAGCAUACACCGCCAGACCACCCAGACCGACCUGCUCUGGUUGCUGCCAAGGAUACGCUGGAAAUUGCCAUCAUCGAGAUCAACAAGACGAAGAAGAACUUUGAGCUCGUGGGCCAGAUCGUUGGGCGAAAGCGUAAAGAAUCAGACGUCAAAGCUGGUUUCGCCCGCGCAUUCGGCAAACGCGUUGACCGCCUCCAGGCGACAAGCACGCGUAUCCCCGAGGACCCCGAGUACGCGAAACUGCACGAGAAGUUUGGUGACGACUAUCUCCGGCUCCAAGUUGUCCUUCGGGACGUAGAAUUCUACACCCGCCAAGUCACGAGUUAUGUCCACGAAUUUCUCCAAUACCUUUCGUCGAUGGAGCUUGUCAUGAGACUUCAGCCAGGCAGCUACCCCGAGAUUGAAAGCAAAUGGGUACAGUUCAAUGUAUCCAUGAGAGACAUAGAGAAGGUUGCGCUGGAUCAACAUCUUGCCCAAGUUCGGAAGCAAGUCAUUGAGCCCUUCGAACUCGUCAUCAAGGCGUACGGGAACCCAUCCUUGGCCAUGAAGAAGAGGGAAAAACGCCGGCUGGACUUUGAACGAGCUGAACAGAUCAAAAAGGGUGGCAAAACGCUGGAUCCGAAGUUGAAAGAACUUGUCGAGCAGUACGAUGCGCUGAACGAUACGCUGAUCAAAGAGCUGCCCCAGUUGUCCGCCCUUACUGAGAAGGUUGGAAAGAUCUGUCUGGAGAACCUCGUCAACAUACAGGCAAAGUGGUAUUCGAUCUGGAAGGACAAAGUCAAAGUUGUCCUUGCAGACACUACGUCGCUGCCAGAGAUGCCCGAUGUCGUCUCGACAUUUCAACAUGACUUCAAGUUUGCGCAAGAACAGCUCGACACCAUUGGCAUUCUUCAUCCCGAGUACAAGGGGAGAGCAUCUCAGUCGACCAUUACGACGAGGGCCAGCACCGAGGACGGAACGCCAAGGAACAGACCCCGCCCCGCAGAGCUCACUCCACGGAAUCGCGGUCGCUCGAUGAAUAGUGAACAGGUCCCGGCCUUGCCCACGCCAGAGUUCAAGCGCAGUAGCGGGCAGUUCACACUCUCCCCUACGAGCACAGUCCCGAGCCCUCACCAAUACUACUAUCGCGAUUACUACACCAAUGCUAAUGCCACCGCCAGCGGCAGCGGCAGUGGCAGCGGGCAGCGACCAUCUGUACCACCGUCGCCCCGGACCGAGGAUUCAUCACCAAGCUUGCGCGCUGCGGGCGGUUAUCCUCUGGCAAGACCCAGUACAGGGAGGAGCUAUGACUCUGGUGGCUUGCCCAGGGAAAGUUCCGACUCAAGCAUGCAUAACAGGCGGGACUCAAACUCGACUUAUAAUUCUGGUUACCCUGCCACAGAACCCAAGCGUUACUCGGGGUUGUUCCACUCGGCACUACCACUGCCAGACAGUGCCGAAGAGAGCCAGAGGUCGUCUCGGGCGUCCUCAAGAGAACGCUUCCCUGAAAGCAGCAGUUACAAUGUGCUAUGGCUUGCUGCGUCACUGUUUGAGUUCAAUAUUGAGACGACGAAGAACGAAGCCGGGUACCCUUACCUCACAUAUCAGGCAGGCGAGAUCUUUGAUGUGAUUGCCGAAAAGGGUGAAUUAUGGCUCGCCAAAAACCAGGACGAUCCGAGAGAACAAGUGGGCUGGAUAUGGUCCAAGCACUUUGCCAGGCUGGCAGACUCGUAGCCAUGAGUCCAGCGCUGGUAUUUGCAUCUUCAGACACGCAAAAUCGCACGUGGUCUCGGCAUCUAGCGCCAUUCUACAUUGCGCAUAUGAACCGCCUGCACACACGAUUGCUCGCAUAUCUGCAUACCGACAGCAUAGCUUGCGAGCGUUGCCAAGUACAUAGAUCACCAAGAAGGGAGGAAGCAGAGGCGGGUUCGCAAAGACCGGCGUUUUGCUCUUCAUGAUUCUUACUGUACUAUUCAUCACGACAAAAGGGGUUCUUGGCCGCGAACAACCAAUCUUCUGCUUCUUUUUGCUUCUUUGUACAGAAAUUUACCCUUCAGCGAUGGGUAGGGAAGGGUGUGG